AAUGCUUAGGUGGGGCAGCAUAUGGUCCGCAGGCUUUAUGGAGUGAAUUAUUCAUGUGUCACAGCUUCGUGUGCGUCAGAAGGCUUAAGUUUUUCAUAGAUAGUCACAGCCCAAGACAUUCUGAUUUUGGAAACAAAGAUUUUUUUGAAUGAUGAACAACAGAAGUACUCCAGCUGCUAGUUCGGAUAGAUCUCAUGGAACUAGUGUGUACCAUCAGCAAUAUACCACUCAGAACUUGCGUAACAGAAAUCACUCAUUUGGAGUGACAUCUGAUGAUGUGUAUCCAAGUACCAGUCAGAAUAAUUCAAUUGGACCUGCCAUUGCAAACUAUCAGCCUCAAUGGGGGAGAGACCCACGUAGGGCGGAACAGCGGAAAAGAUUUUCAGCAAAUACUCAUGAAAACCAAAGGGAACAGUUAUCAAACCUUGAUUACCAAGAGAAGUGUCUUUUGUACGUCCAACAAUAUGCCAGUCAAAUCAUGCCUUGCAUAAAUAAGUCACUUGCAUUGACACCAUCUGCUCAUAACAUUCAAGAUUUUGCCUAUACAAGUACCAAUCAAAAUAGGCCAUAUGGAACUGCCACAUCAAGCCCACUGCAUCAGACAGACCGAGACCCAUAUAGGCUUCAACAAUCGAAUACUCGUCUAGCAAAUGUUACUGAGAACCAGAGGGAUCAUUCUUUACUAUAUAAAAGCAUGUUUGAUGCACAAGGACAUUUUGGUCAAGAGAGAGCACCUGCAGUCAAUCCUGCAUCAACUGAAAGGUGCAUUACAUUAGAUGAUGAUCCCAUUGCAAUAUUUGGAGCCUAUUAUAUGCAUAGUGAUUGGUAUAAAGCAUCAUGUCAACCCUCACCUUAUUCAGAUUUAGUAAGGAAAUUAUUCACUGAAUCAAAAUCUGCGUCAUCACAAACAGGGAAAAUAAUCAUUCCAACAAAAUACAAGAGUAUAUUUGAUGAUGAUGAUCUUCAGCCUUUCUUUCCAAGGCAUCCAGAGGAUUCAGAUCAUCGUGUAAUACCUGAAAAUUGUGAGGAUGCUCAAGAGUAUUCCAAAAUUCGCCAACCACAGCAGGGGUGCUCUAGUGGAACUAUCGCGAAGAAAAGACAGAAAUUAUCUCCAAAAUGCUCAGAUGACCAAAUGGCAGUUAAUGCUAGUUCCCUGUCUUCUUCACAACAACAAAAAGAAAAGGAAAUUCAUACUACACAGGCAACCUUUGAGAGCAGUGAAGACCAGGGUAUGACCUCCAGGGUGCUCUUGCCCACCACAGAGAUUGGGCAAGAUAUUGAUAUUCAAGGAGAGGAGUUAAUCAAGACAGAACCUUUCUUGGAAGAAGAUUUUGGUUUCCAAGUGAAAGAAGAGGUGCCAUGGUGGUGAAUUAUUAAGAUAAUUUUCAUUGCAAUUGCAUUAGUAAUAAUUAAAAUUGUGUUUAUUUCUUAUCUUGUUCACAUUUUUGUAAUAUUGAAAGAAUUCUCUUUUCUAUUUGAUUUUGUAUUGAUAAGAAAGUGUGCUUUAUGAGUUGCAAUUAUUUUUGUAAAGGUAAUUCUAAUUAGAUGACUUGGAAAUACUGUACAUAAGUCCUGUGCCAUAUUUGUAGUUAACUUGCAUCAUAAUUCAUUGUUUCACAUCAAAAAUUCAUUAGAAUAUGGAAAUAUAAAUAUGGAAAUCAUUUAUUUUGCAUUUAAAAAAGAGUCAGUCAAAUUUCAUUUAUUAGGUUUAGUUUGGAAAGAAAGUAAGAGAUGUACAGAGAUGUAGCUUGAUGUCUUAGAAUGCUGCUUCCCCC
Messenger RNA from Penaeus vannamei (Pacific white shrimp), 1775 nucleotides. RefSeq lists its product as uncharacterized. The record is from RefSeq and is a predicted model, not a curated record. Lineage: Eukaryota; Metazoa; Arthropoda; Malacostraca; Decapoda; Penaeidae.